AUGGGGUCUCCUGCGGCUCCGGCUCCCCACCCACAAAGCUGCCCCCACGGCGGCAGACCCCGACCGCUGCCCUGGCGGCGCGCGGGCCGCCACGCAGAGUCCAGCCCCGCACUGCACUGCCCAGGCCAGAGCCGCAGCCUGGGGGAGGAGCCGGGAGGCGUGGGGCGGGGCUUGCCAGCCGGGGCGGAGCCUCAACUAAUCAAUGCGCAGUGCAAGCCGGACUGCCAGGCCAUCAGGCUGGAUCCAGGCGUGCUUGGACGGCCCACGCCACCCCCCAUUCCCCGGGCCUCCGCCGCUGGCCACCCUCAGAGUGCCCUCCUAGCCACUCCUGCACGUGGCUUUCCUGGCCUCGAAGUCAUGGCCACUCACUCCCUGCAGGAGACACCCACCGGUCUGGACCUCCUGGCGACCUCCCCAGCCAGCACCCUGGGUGACACAUUCAGCCUCUGCCUCUCCAACUCAGCCAAGACCCACAAAGCUUGUCUUGGGAAGUUCCUGUCUUCCCGGCUCUGCAGAUGUACCACCAUCUACCACCCAGCAGCUCAGGCCAACACCCUAGGGUCCUCACCCCCAUGGGAAGCCGUAAACAAACGCACAAGCCUUGCCCACACCUCGGGCAUGCGCACGCACGCGCGCGCGGCUUCAGCGCAGGCCCACCGUGUGUCGGGUCAGGACCGGGGGGAGCGCGUGGUGAUGGCAGAGCUGCGAAGCCGGAGGUGCCCGCAGUGGGGACAGGAGGCCAUCUCACCUGCACCACCAGGCCUCACCCACAGCCGCCACCUGGCAUUGGCCCUGAUCUGGGGAAGCUGCCAGGCUGGGCAGGAGGAGAAUGCUCCUGCACGUGGGCAGCCACUGGCUGACGAAGGCGGGAGCUCAGCUACGCCAGCCACCCUGUGCGGCUCCGCCCACAGGGCCAGGUCCACAGCACUGUGGGGCGUCGUCCAUAGGAAGUACCAGAAGCAGGAGCAGAAGGGCUGUAGGCUCAGCAUGGUGGCCGGGACACCCCCAAAGCCACUCCCACAGGCGGCCAGGGCAAGCCUCCGGGCUCAGCUGCGGGCGAGGCUGAUCCAGGGCAUGCAGCCACAGCACCAGCUCUCGCAGCCCCGCAUCUCCCUGUCCAGUGUGGGCCUGCUUCUGGCCACUGCCCUUGGCCCCACGCCGGGCGGGGGCGCCUGGCCCCCCACCUGCACCAUCCCUCUCCAGCCUCACUGCAUCUGUUCCCAAGGUGCCCAGAUCCUGCCGCCAACUCCCGCCCUGCUGCCAGCUCCCCUCAGCCCCACCUUCUCUAGACCAACGCAGGCCUUCCAGGCCUUUGGCCCCGCGUGCAAAGAGCUGCCUCGGAAGCGUGGGGGGCUCCUUCCCCACACACCCUUCCCCCGCACCCGAAUUCUCGCCCCUACCCCCAGCCCUGCCCGUACACCCUGGGCUCCCCCGGGCGCCCCGCCUCCGUAA
This is a messenger RNA of Lipotes vexillifer (Yangtze River dolphin), 1452 nucleotides long. NCBI's taxonomy places the organism in Eukaryota, Metazoa, Chordata, Mammalia, Artiodactyla, Lipotidae. The record is from RefSeq and is a predicted model, not a curated record.